Pyricularia pennisetigena is the source of this 270-nucleotide messenger RNA. RefSeq lists its product as uncharacterized. The record is from RefSeq and is a predicted model, not a curated record. The transcript has a single exon. Bases 1 to 270 code for a protein of 89 amino acids. Lineage: Eukaryota; Fungi; Ascomycota; Sordariomycetes; Magnaporthales; Pyriculariaceae.
AUGACCGAGUCAAAGCAGGAGCAAAUCGACAGGCGCCAGGCCAACUUACCGCUGCCGGAGCAGCCACCCGUCGCUUCGGACUGGCAGUCGGCCGACGCGAGAAACGUCAACGUCGGCUCGGGCAGGAUCGCGUCCGACAUUUCGACGGGGGAUGCAUCGUCCACGGGACUGCGUGAGCCGGCCACCGUCGGCGCAGGCGCCGACAUGAGCGGGAUCGGAAGGCAGGGGAAGGAGGGUUUGUCGGAGCCGCCUAAGGAUGCGGCUAAGUAG